AUGGCACGCAACAGCUUGGUCAUCGACAUCGAGAAGGUCGCGGCACCUCACCCGGCUGACCCCUUGGUGAAGGUGACGUCCAUCUCUGCUCCUUCAGUCAGGUCCUCCAUUGACAGCCUUCGACCGGGUCUCAAACAGACCAGCAAGUUCACCUUUGACGAAAGCGAGAUGAUGGCCCUUGAUAGUAAUGCAGGCACCCGCGAGAGCCUGGGUUGUAUGUACGGCCGUAUCUGGAGCUUCAAGGCCCUUCUCCGUUGGGCACGACACUUCAUUCCGGUGGCCGCUCUGUUGGGCAUCCCAGUUGCGCUGCUCGCGACCGUCUAUUCAGACCGGCGUGCCGACGGCGUUCGGCUGCUCGGCCUCUUCGUUUGGCUGGAGGUUGUUUGGGGAAGCCUCUGGCUUUCGAAGCUGAUCGCAAUGCUCAUGCCGACGGCAUACGUCUUCGUCUGUGGUAUCGUCAACUCCGGUACUCGAAAGUAUCACCCCGUUGUCCGGAAGAUUGAGACCUCCAUCUCCCUCGUCUUCUGGACCAUCAUCGCCUACGCAACCGUUGUGCCCGUCUGUAUGGCGUUCGACUCGGCCAUGAAACCCCCAAAUUGGGUGCUGAUAUUGCAAAAGGUCGCGCUGGCUUCCAUCGCUGUGGCUGCCAUGGUCCUCGUCCAGCGGUUCAUCAUCCAGCUCAUCAAUAUCACCUACUCGGCAACGCAGUUCACAACCCGUAUUGCCGAGUCGAAGCGCCGAGUCGCCAUGCUAGACACGCUUUACGCAUCGUCAACACGCGCCUACCCUCCUUUCUGCGACCGGUUCGCGCAGGAGGACUACACAAUCAUCACCGGCGAGGUUGAGAAUAGAGAUAGCUCGCCAAGCAAGCUUCUGGCCAACGUACGCAUGGCUGGUCGCGAGGUGGCGCAGGCUUUUGGCCAGAUGACGGCCGACAUCUCGGGAAACAACUCGCUCUUCAAUACGCAGGCUGCCCAUACCAUCGUCACCGAGGCACUGGAAGCCAGCACCUCAUCCGAAGCUUUGGGGCGACGCAUUUGGAAGUCGUUUGCCCCCGAACAUGGAGAUGCUCUUACGCAGCAAGACCUUGAGAAGGCGUUUCCCACUGAUCAGCUUCGUGAUGUCGAGGAGCUCUUCGCUCUGCUUGACGUCGACCAAAACGGAGAUGUCAGCCUGGACGAGAUGAUCUCAACUGUCGUCCGUAUCGGCCAAGAGCGCAUCGCCAUCUGGAAGAGCACCCACGACAUCAAGUCGGCUGUGCGAAUCCUCGACGGUUUCCUCCAGGUGUGCAUCCUCGUCGGCACCGGCUUGAUCUAUGCCGCCUUCUUCAGUACCUCCUUCUCAACAUACCUCGCCACAAUCGGCACACAGCUCGCGGCCAUCUCCUUCGCCAUUUCCGGUACCGUUCAGGAGUUCUUGGGCUCGUGCAUCUUCAUCUUCGUGAAGCACCCCUUUGAUGUUGGCGACCGCGUCAAGAUUGACAGUCACGAGAUGACCGUGGAGAAGAUCUCGCUCCUGUACUCCGUCUUCCGCAAGGUUGACUCCAACAAGACAACCCAAGUGCCCAAUAUCAACUUGAACAGCAUGUGGGUAGAGAACGUCUCGCGAAGCGGGCCCAUGCGCGAACGCAUCAACGUGCAAAUUGCGGCCGACACGAGCUUUGAUGACAUUGAACGGCUGAGGAAGAAGAUCCGCGACGAGGUCAGGGCACCCGAGAACCGUCGCGACUUCCGAGAGGAUGUCGACGUUGAGCUCAUAUCUAUCGGCGACAUGAGCAAGCUCGAGGUCUACGUCGAGGCCGAGCACAAGUCCAACUGGAACAACGAGCACGUCCGUCGCCUGCGACGUAACAAGCUGAUGACCGCCGUCGUUUCCUCUCUGCGCGCCGUUGCCAUCAACGGACCGGGUGGAGGUAGUGCGACCCUAGGGGAUGAGGCGAGGCCGACGUACCAGGUUGUGGUGAGCGAGGAGACGGCUGCGGCGGCGAGACAGAAGCACCAAGACGACAAGAGCGCGUCAAAAUCCUCAUCGGCGGUCUCAUCUGCCCUGGAUGAUGGCCCGGGUUCUUUCUUGGGGGUGAUACGGCGGGGAUGA
Messenger RNA from Colletotrichum spaethianum, 2094 nucleotides. Its product is annotated as mechanosensitive ion channel protein Msy2. Gene Ontology annotation, cellular component: membrane. The record is from RefSeq and is a predicted model, not a curated record. Lineage: Eukaryota; Fungi; Ascomycota; Sordariomycetes; Glomerellales; Glomerellaceae. Bases 1 to 2094 code for a protein of 697 amino acids. Gene Ontology annotation, molecular function: calcium channel activity; calcium ion binding. The transcript is spliced from 2 exons. Gene Ontology annotation, biological process: calcium ion transmembrane transport; intracellular calcium ion homeostasis.